Acanthaster planci (crown-of-thorns starfish) is the source of this 4849-nucleotide messenger RNA. RefSeq names its product stabilizer of axonemal microtubules 6-like. NCBI's taxonomy places the organism in Eukaryota, Metazoa, Echinodermata, Asteroidea, Valvatida, Acanthasteridae. Gene Ontology annotation, molecular function: microtubule binding. Gene Ontology annotation, biological process: negative regulation of centriole replication. The record is from RefSeq and is a predicted model, not a curated record.
CACCUCGCACAAUAUCAACAAGCAAGAAGCUCUUGUCAAGUGAAAAUGAUGAAAAGUUUGCUGAAAUAUCAAGCCUGGUAGCUCAAGAUUAUUUUCUCGCUAUGAGUUUUGAAGGAGCAUUUUAAUUUUUUUCGUCUGAAUCAAAAUUAUUUGCCGAAAGAGACAAAAUGCCGGUAAAAAACAAGGCAUUGAGUGAGUACAAGAAGAAGUUCCGCUGGCAUGAAUCUGUGAAAUCGUCGUCCUUCAAACCCUCUCCCGAGCAGAAGUCACCAACUGCUGGUCUAUCGUCAGCUGAUUUUGGCCAGCAGGAGCCCCCAUUACAGCACAAGCGCUAUCCUCUCCCGCCCAACCAGAAGGUGACCUACACGACCCAGCAGUUCUAUGGCGAUGUCACCGGGUCAGACGACGAAAUCGGCAAGAGGAAGGGGCUCGUCAUCGGGGGAGGCAAGGGCACGGGGAUCAUACCCAUGACACCCCUGAAGACAUACAAAAUCGGAGGGAGCAGGGAGGGAAGUAGCAGAUCACCCAAAGCCCCACAGACAAAGCCAAGUAAGAACAAAGAACCAAUUAAGAACAAGACGUACACUGCAGCUAGUCUGAAGUCUGCGAAUAGUCACGCGACUUCUGCCAUCAAGGGACCCGCAGACAGUGCAGAGACCAACGUCAACAAUAACAAGGAUGUCAGUUCGCCGGGGAAAAGAGACACCAGAGAGAAUGCAGUACACACCUCCAAGCCUGCACAUAAACACACAACAAAGCCAAACGUUGCCCUGCAGUACCAAGCAGGCAUCAAGGACACACGACCCAAGUCAGCAAAGUAUCUCUCAGAAUACCAGCGAAACUACGAAUGGAGGAACGCUCUGCCGAAGGAAUCCCCACUCAUGGCUGCAGAACAGAUGGUGUACAAGUCUCAAGCCAACAUCAACCCCUUCGUCCCGGACAAGAUUCCUCGACGUAGUGAGUACAAACUGCAGUUCCGAGACUGGUCGCCGGUGCGGCGCCGGUCCUCCACUGCCCACCAGCAGCUGAUGGAGAACGCCGAGAGGGAGAUCAAAGCCAAGUACAGGGUCAAGACUAAGAGCAAGAAGUCCAAGCGGUCUAGUCUGACUCCAGACAAGAUGCGGCCAGCGGGGGUGCCAUCGAUGUACGCACACGACGACCUGAAAUUACUGAAGUCGGCCCAGAACCCAGCUAAGCCGUUCUUUCCACAUUCCACCACCAUAAGAAAAUGGAAAUCGGAGUACGCGUCCAACUUCAAAGAACCAGACAUAUAUCGCUACGAGAAUGGCAUAUGGAAAGGGGCAGACCCUCCCCACAUCACACCCAAAGAUGAUAGCUCCGUAGACAGGAGAAAUGCCCAACCCAACUGGUUUGCAGAGGUCCUGGAGCUCCGUCAGAAGGCAGACGACUACCGCAAGAGGGCCCGGGGAACCCACUUCUCCCGGGAGCACCUGGCGCAAAUCCUGGCCAGCCAGGCCCGGCUGUGGGACGAGAGCAGCACGGCCACUAGCACGGUCAGUUCACUGUCCGCGCCGUCUGUCGACACUGGACUUAAGGACAGAAACAAAGACAACCAGGAAGCACCAAUCAGCAAGCCAGCACCUGUCAGUAAGCCAGCAGAUUCACCGCCAGUGAAUAGACGCCUUGCAUGGCCACAGAGCAACAACGAUGAAGUCAAAAAUGGUGCACCGCAACCUUUGGACGAUGGCGAUCACGAAUCUAGCAUCGGCAGUAUCCCAACGCCAGAGGGCUACAGAGGGUCAGCCACACCCAGCUCGGACGAGGUUGAGACCAUUGACGAGCAGGGGAGGCUGCCCACGCCGAGACUGCGGGAAGAGGGGCUGUCCAAACGGCACCACCUGGACCGUACCACUCCAGCCACAGGAGGUGCUGUCCUGACCUCCCCUCAGCCAAAACAUCGAUCCGCGUCACCUCCAAGGACAGCACCUGUCACUAAUAACACACAACCAGCUCCAGUCCAGAUAUCGCAGGGUCACCGGAGGAACAUCAUUCCUGGUGCGAUAACCCAAGGCUUUGCCUACGAUAGCGACGAGGACUCGGAAGACGAACAGUCAGUGACACCCAGGGUGACAACGCCACCACCCAAACCGGAUAUGAAAACGAGGAUACUAAACCAGCUUUCAGGGUCGCCCACAGCGGGCGUAACCACCAGGGACCCGGACCCCAUCCGGGAGAGCUUAGCCCAGCUGCCUCACUUCCAGAGGCACUCCAACAACUACUUUGAGACCAGCCCCGCCCUGCCCGUCAUGCCCAGGAAGAUUGAGCCCCCGCGGACCUGGGCCGCGGCCCCCCGGCACCAAGGCGAGGCGCAGGGCCAGAGCUCGAGACUCAAGGGACGGAGCGGAGAGGAAGGAGGAAAGACAGUCGCGUCGGGUACCCAGACUCUGCUGAAUGGAAACAGGCAGGGGCCAACACAGGCUCCUGGAGUCAGGGGUCCACUGGAUAGGCCUAACUCUGGAAGCAUGCACGGCAGGCCAAUGACGGCACACCCUCAAACAAGGGAGGAGGCCGAGUCAAGUAGCUACAACAAGGGCACAAUGAGAAGCCUCAACGACCACCAAGGGGACAACCCCUCCACCCAGGCCCCUAAGAAGCGGAGCGAGGCCUGGAUGGUCCCUGCGGACCCGCCUCAGGGCAGGGCAGAGCCCGACAGUCCCCUGUGGAGGUCUUCUGAACGGGACAGCGACGAGUUAUCGCUGUCCACCAUGUCCAUUGCCUCCAGCUGCUCCCUUGCCUCCGAGGUACUGGAGAGGGCACGCAAGAGGCGGGACGACUUCUGGGGGAAGUAAAAAAAAAUAUAGGUUUUUAAGAAUUCUUCUGAUUCAGAGUUUACUUCAAGGUUCCGAGGUCCGAAUCUCCCGAAACCAUUUUUUAAAGCUGCUUCUAAAAGCUCACAGAAAUAUCCAGAGACCUUACUCCAGAGUCCCUAAGGUAUAUGAAAGUGAAGUCUCAAUUUGUCAGAGGUGGGAUUGAAUCCAAAAUUUUAUUUUUUUAUGAGAGCGAAACUACCCACUUUCCCAAAUUUAUUUGUAUUCGACUCUUGAAUUCGCUCGCAUUUGAUGGUUUGUAGGGUUUUUUUGCGGAUUAAAUUUACUGCACUGUCAACUACCCAGUCACGCUUAUGUACCACAUCCUUUGAGUUUCCCCCCCCCCCUCAAAAAUUUCCACACAACAUAACCCCAGAUGUUCAAAUACAGCUGGAUAAAGUUAUCUCCCUCCCCGUUUUUCCAGUUUCCCCGCCCACCCUUGAACAUAGCUGGGUGUGUUAGACACCAUCUAGCCACACAGACUAUAUAUGCUGCACAAACUUACACUCUGUGCUGGACUUUGAAAUAAGAUAUUAAAAAGCAAAACUUUUUGUCUUGUGAUGUUUAUUUUCUCACAAGAUCAAUCAGGAUGACAGUUCCAUUGUUCUUUCCAUGUACAGAACUCAGGUAUUUUUCAGAGCGGAGACAAAUCUACCUGGCUUUCUCGUGAAAUGUAAAUGGUAGUUGGGCCCAGUUUGUUUCGAAAAGCAAUGCUGAAAUGGAUGCAGAGGUCACGGGAUGCCCUGUGUAAUUCAGGCCUUAUGAAUCGGCCGAUUGGCUUCUGUUUUUUUUUUUCCUUCUUCUUUCACAUUUAUUUUGGCUGGAAAAAUAUCAAGAAUUUUUGUUUCCUCAAAGAAAAACUAUAUUCCAGAAAUGAGUGGAAAUGUAACCUUUUUUCAGUGACUACUUAAUGCACCGCAGGAACAAGUCAGAAUGAUUUUAUUUGAUGUUUAGUUUGAUAUGUAGUAUCAUUAUUGUCGAAGUUGAAUUUGUUGGAACAUUGUAGUGAUGUCACUUAAUCCUAGACUUCCUGCUCUGUCAAAAGAGGGAUUUAAAGAGAAAAGAUCUACGGUACCAUCAUGAGGGUUAUUAGAGUCAUUGGCGGAUCUGGAACGGGGCUGACGCGCCACCAUCCCCUCAAAAACGAAAGGCCCCCCAAAAAAAUCUUCAAGAAAAUACCCCAUUUCUUGGGGCCCCCCCUCCGUGACAAGUUUGGUUUGGAUGCACCCUUGGCAUAUUUGAGUUUGUACUCAUUUUUAGGAGAAGUAAUUAAGCUUUUUCUCAACGUGAAAUGUUUGUCAAAUGUUGAGUGAAUGACCCCCAGCUAAAGAGUACAGGUAUUUUGACAUUUUUUCUUCAAGUAUUGUGCGUGUGUAUUCGUGGAGAUGUGGGGUUUUUUUCACCAGUGCUUCAUUUAUAUGACAUGUACAUGUGGUUUGAGUUGUUGACUCAAGAAUUUUUAUUUUUUAAGUUUUACCUUGAUUUGUAUACAUGUCCUUACAUUUAUCGAAAAAAAUGUACAAAAGUUGUUUUUAAGUUCUCCAAAUGUUAGACUGGGAAGUACAGUACAGUUUGGUCUCUCAGUAAUAGUACACUUCUUGUAAAUAUAUGUAAAAUAUUUUUACAGUACAGAUUAGAAUUUUUAAUAGGAAAAAACCAGAUUUUUCGAUUUUUUUCUGAAAUUGAUUUGUACUGCUGUUAGAAAGAAUUCGGUGAAGAAUGUACAUAAAGAGUAGACAAACAUCGAGUGGAUUUGAAAACAUCAGGGAAUUUUUGGAAUAAUUUCAAUGUAUAUUCAGCCGUUUUUAAAAAGGUAAAUUUUUGUGCGAACUUUUUACGUAUUCUCGUCUCCAUACCUUCAUGUGUGCAUUUUGUGAUGUGUGCAUUUGAUAGAUUGAAUUUACAUUUCAAAAACUCAGCUUUCUGAAGCUGUUAUCAUUAGUUGGAUAAUAAACAUGUACACUAAAGUCAUUUUGUGAUGUGACCUUUUGUGUCUGAUGGAAUAAAUGUAACCUACUACA